AUGGCUUCGGGGCCAUCUCAGGCGUACGGAGGUGAUCCCUUCCCUCCCGACCCCUCAGGAAAAAAAGCAUGGAGCAACGGGAACGCGAUUUCUAAUACGGUUGAUGGUAGCUUUGCCGGCCGGAGACAACCAGAGUGGAUGGAUCCAAUCAACGGCGAACUUUCGAUCCUAGUAAUGAAGCCUACCACAAACAGCACAUUGCCCGAUGACCCUUUCAUUAUUCGAAUGUCCAUUGAGGAUGCUGUAGGUGCAAUCGAAGAUGCCCGCCCUGAAGCAAGAGGUGCUCGCUAUGUCCUGAAGGUCCGACAGAAGCGCCAAAUAGAAAAGCUAUUGAAGCUACGUAAGCUCGUUGAUGAUACGGCUAUCACUAUUGAGUUCCAUGAAACACUCAAUAUCAGAAAAUGCACGGUGACCUGUCAUUCUGGUAAGCACCUUUCUGACAGUGUCCUGACAUCACGUCUAGGUUCGCAACGGGUUAUCGAUGUACGACGCUUUACCAGAAGAGAUCCGAAGGAUAAGAAGAAGUCUGUUCCAACAAAUACCAUGGUCUUGACGUUCCAGGGAACCACCGUCCCCGAGUACAUCUACUUCGGGUAUGAGAAAGUAGCCACUCGCCCCUACUACCCAUCGCCUUUACAAUGCUCCAAGUGCCACAGGUUCAGACACACACGAAAAUACUGUACGGAGGCUGCAUUGUGUGCGGAUUGCUCUUCGGAGCACGUCGAUGAAUCAACGCCUUGCUCAGCUGAUCCCCUCUGCAUCAAUUGCAGCGGGCCCCACAGCUCCAGGUCAAGGGAUUGUCCAGUCAAAAUCAGCGAGACGAAGAUUGUUAAGAUUAAGGUUGAUCAGGAUGUAACGUACGCGGAGGCUCGGAAGAUCCAUGAAUCUCGUAAAGAACAAGGACCAACAAUAAGCUCGACCGUCAACGAUCUGCAGAAGAAGUUGGAGGAAAAGGACCAGGAAAUCGCCAAAUUGAGAACUCUUUUGCAGAAUCUGAUCAGGGAAGUUGCAGAUCUCAAGAAGCAAAACCAACAACCAGCAUCAACAGCCAAGGAAACAGAAGAUGGUCAGAAAAUGGACACAACCGAGGAGCAGAAAAAUUCCAAGCGUCAACGAAGCAAGGAUAUCUCACCGAAUAACUCAAGCGACCAUGGUAGGAAUUCUCCGCCCAUGAAGAAAUCAUCAGGUAAAAAUCGAAACGCUCACUCACCGACCAUACCAACCAAGGAACGCUCUACGGACCCAACCUCGGAAGACAGUAUCCAUAGCGCAUCAUCGUUCUGCAUCUCUCCCACUCACAGUGGGAGUGAGUCUAAGUUCAAGGAGCUUAAUCUUUAG
This is a messenger RNA of Aedes albopictus (Asian tiger mosquito), 1338 nucleotides long. RefSeq lists its product as uncharacterized. The transcript has a single exon. The coding region runs from base 1 to 1338 and encodes 445 amino acids. Lineage: Eukaryota; Metazoa; Arthropoda; Insecta; Diptera; Culicidae. The record is from RefSeq and is a predicted model, not a curated record.